Molecule: messenger RNA, 385 nt
Organism: Carassius gibelio (silver crucian carp)
Lineage: Eukaryota; Metazoa; Chordata; Actinopteri; Cypriniformes; Cyprinidae
Product: histone H4
Exons: 1
Coding region: 27-338 (103 amino acids)
Biological process (GO): nucleosome assembly
Cellular component (GO): nucleosome
Molecular function (GO): protein heterodimerization activity; structural constituent of chromatin; DNA binding
Source: RefSeq, a predicted model, not a curated record
UGAGCGAAACAGAGGUUAUCCUAAUCAUGUCUGGAAGAGGCAAAGGCGGUAAAGGACUCGGGAAAGGAGGCGCUAAGCGUCAUCGUAAGGUGCUGCGCGAUAACAUCCAGGGAAUCACCAAACCCGCCAUUCGUCGUCUAGCUCGCCGCGGCGGAGUCAAGCGCAUCUCCGGUCUGAUCUACGAGGAGACCCGCGGUGUGCUGAAGGUGUUCCUGGAGAACGUGAUCCGCGACGCCGUCACCUACACCGAGCACGCCAAGAGAAAGACCGUCACCGCCAUGGACGUUGUGUACGCGCUCAAACGACAGGGACGCACCUUGUACGGCUUCGGAGGAUAAACCGCUUCAGAUCCGAGAACAAACCCAACGGCUCUUUUAAGAGCCAC